Molecule: messenger RNA, 848 nt
Organism: Pocillopora meandrina
Lineage: Eukaryota; Metazoa; Cnidaria; Anthozoa; Scleractinia; Pocilloporidae
Source: the annotation of a GenBank genome assembly
GUUAGAGGCCUAAGCAACUUUCAUAAACGUAGGGCAAUUUUUUCCUGGUGUAGAAAGCAAAAAGCCGAUUUAAUAUUUUUACAAGAAACUCAUUCCACAACAGAACGACAGGAUCAGUGGCGAAAAGAGUGGGGCGUUUCUAUUUUAUUUUCACACGGCAGUACAAAUGCUAGAGGUGUUGCAAUUCUCAUAAAGAAUAGUUUGAACAUUAUUAUUCAACAAAGUGAAAUAAGUUCGGAUGGCAGGUUUAUUGUUCUAAAAGCUGCUAUUAACAAUGAGAUAUACAUAAUUGCAAACAUAUAUGGCCCAAACAAAGACGCCGAUGCUGUCAAGUUUUAUCGUAAUUUAUCAAAAUUAUUAAGAAAUGACGAAUUUAGUAAUGAAGAAAACAUUAUUAUAGGUGGAGAUUUUAAUUGUCCUCUCGACAUCACACUUGACAAAAAAGGUGGUUUACCGAUUCCUCGAAAAUAUGUAAUCAACUCUAUAGAUGAAUUGCAAAAUGAAUUCAGUCUGCACGACAUAUGGCGCCUAAAAAACCCAACAUUGCAAAGCUUUACCUGGGGGCGUUGUUCACCUUUUUAUAUUUUGCCGACUAGAUUACUGGCUAAUAUCCGAUAAAUUACAUGAUUUGGUAACUAAGGUCGAUAUCAUACCCUCGAUCAAAACAGACCAUUCCGCUAUUUUUUUUAGAACUUGAAGAAAUCGAAUCAAGUGGAAGAGGAGCUGGCUUCUGGAAACUAAACACUUCUCUAUUGGCAAAUGAAAAUUAUAAACAUAUGAUAACAAACAAUUUACCGACCUGGCUGGAUGCAGGUAAAGAUAUACAUGAUCCCAGACUUUUGUGGGAU